ACUUCGGCGUCGCUCAAAGGUCGUCCAUGAAUUAUAGUCUCACCGCUUUACCGCAUCUUAUGUGUACAAUAUGUAUACUUACAAGUGCCGUGGUACGGCAGAGCUUUGCCCACCCUAGGGUGUGGAGUGUCAACUCUUCCUCUUGAAAUUCUCUCGCGUGGUCAUGCGUAUGCAGCCACUGUCUUUUCUCAGCGGGGGUGUUGUUUACGAAAUUGAGGGGACAAAAAGCGAAUCUCUGGAGCUUUACCCUGGUUGAUAGAUAGGGAGGACCCAUCUAGAGGAGUUGGAAAACCCUGAUUUCAAACCAAUGGUUCACAUGGGCUCCAGAAUCCCGAGGGAAGAAAUGGCGCAUGAACCUAUUGUUGGACACCGGUUACCAUGGGACUGUAUCUCCUUACGUUGCUCUACUGUCUUGUGGAUUAAACCUCUAGGUCAAAGGCUCGGGUAGUGGCCUCCUAAGAAAACCAGUUGCCUCAGUUUGGGCACCCUGACCGUAUCCAAUUCUUCACACAAAUCAUUGAUAACUACUACUGGCGCAUUUGUUUCGUGUUUCCUUGUCAGUCAGCCAGCUACAACGUAUGACUAGGCACAUGUAUGUAUCAGUCCAAGUUGCCACACCUCAUUAGCACAACAAGUGCCCCUUUGUACCAAUGUUUAGGUGUUAAAAUAAAUAAAUAAAUAUCGCAUGCACUGAAUUCUCUUCCUCCUGCUCUUCUUUCUUCCAGAUUCUCAGAAUCACACUUCCCUACACUCUCUCAGCAGCCACAUUCCCCCGGCCUAAUUACUAAUCUACCAAAAACUGAAUAUCACUAUGCGAAGUCCCCAUGAUAAGUUUUUCUAUGAUGUCUAUAGUGUUAUAAGUCAAUGGGAGUUCAUAAUUCUUCGCAUCCAGACAAUACUUCUGUGGGAGCGUUUGGUCCCAAGUCUUGUUUUCACAGCAUUCGUACACCUUGUGUUCUUAUCAUUUGUAAAAAGCAACUUCAGUACACUGUUUAUUUCCUGUCUGGUGUUGUUUCUUGUCCUGUUAUGCAACCUCUUACAACCGCUAAUGGCAAGGCUUUUUCUAGAUUCUAAGCGUUCAUCUGGUUCGUUCUCAGAACUUGUUUCCAUUUGUUUGGAAAAUGGGAGCAUCAUGUCUACCACUGAUCUUAGCCAUUGGAUAUCUGGCUGUCUCUAUGGUGCACUUAAUAUCGCAAAUAAGCUUGCCCCAUGUCAUCGAAAUCAUCCUCUCUCGUUUUUCAUUAUUUCAAGCACUAUUAGCAUUGGAUGCAUCGUACUUAGCAUGUAUGUUUCCGGCGUAACCUUAGCUUACAUAGCUCUCAAUAUUUGUCUAAUUUUGCCAACUUUGCUGCACCAUCGUGUAAUUUCUCGUGUUUGGAAUUUGAUUAAACCUAUUUUAACGCGUAUUGAAGCAGAAUUCGAUAAAAAUCCGUUAGAAUCUCCUGAAGAACGCAAUGCCGGUGAACGAGAACUUUACGAGCCUAUUGUUGCAGCUGCAAAUGCUGCUAAUUCCUCCGUAUUCCCUGAUGGAUUUUUAACAGACAUACCCACGAAAGUGGAAUCUAGUCAGCUCGAAUCAGAAGAACUAGAUAACUCGGAAGCAGUAUUCAUCAAACAGUUUGUUUCCGAUAUUAGUUCCGAGGAAUUGGAUCGUUUGUUUUCUGAAGCUCUUGGUGAGCAUGAAAUUGCAACAAAAAACACUACUAGACAUAGCAAAUCCCAUAAUAAUCAUAAUAAUAAUGAUAAUUUCUCAGAAUUUACUGACACAGAUUAUCCAUUUAUAACUCAACAAGAAAUAGUUGAAAAAUCACGUUCACCACCAAUUUUGUGGGCAAUGGAAAGUGAGUAUGCUACAGAUGAUGAUGAAAGCAGCGAUAUCAUGGGUGAGGUAAUUUCACAUUAGAUAUUAUUUAAGAAGUGAUAAAAAUGUUUCAUUUUACAAAUCGUUAUUUAAACAAGAUAAUAAUGUUAUUUUAAUCCCAUCUUUUUGGUGGAGUUUUGUUCUCUGAGCUGGAUGGUUUGGUCGUGGAGCUUUCAUCGUUCUUCUGAACGACAUCGUCUACACAAAUUUCAAGUAGAAGUCUUCAGGUUUGCCCAGCUCCGAUGACAAUGAUGAAUAAAGAUGUUGAACGUGAAGGAUUUGUAUUUGUACGAAAACAAAAAUAAAAACAAACUAAAUUGAUAAUGACUUCAUUCGUUUGAUUUUUCUUCCCCUCAUUAUUCCCUACCUGUAUACACCACUCUACUUCCCAUUUAUAAAUAAAUACCCCCCCCUCUCAAUAUGUAUUUACUUUAAAAAAGGACAAUUAUUUAUUCGACCAAGUUUUAUUGCAUACUUAUUAUUAUUAUUAUUAAUGGCUGUUAAAGUAAUCGAAAAAGAAGAUAAACUGUUGAAGUAUAUAAAUGGUAGAAAGAACAUAGUAACUCAGGUAUUCAAGUAGACCGCUGUAAAUUUAGUUAUUAUCUCUGGGUUGAAUGUAUCUGAAAUCCUACUUUCCCUGUUUCUUUCUACAGAUUUUAAUUGACUUGCAUAGUUUUAUGUAAUAAAAUGCAUUUAUAUUGAAACAUUGACACUUUU
This is a messenger RNA of Schistosoma intercalatum, 2578 nucleotides long. Lineage: Eukaryota; Metazoa; Platyhelminthes; Trematoda; Strigeidida; Schistosomatidae. The record is from the annotation of a GenBank genome assembly.